Molecule: messenger RNA, 1425 nt
Organism: Aspergillus fischeri NRRL 181
Lineage: Eukaryota; Fungi; Ascomycota; Eurotiomycetes; Eurotiales; Aspergillaceae
Product: serine--tRNA ligase SES1
Exons: 7
Coding region: 1-1425 (474 amino acids)
Biological process (GO): seryl-tRNA aminoacylation
Cellular component (GO): cytosol
Molecular function (GO): tRNA binding; ATP binding; serine-tRNA ligase activity
Source: RefSeq, a predicted model, not a curated record
AUGCUUGAUCUUGCCGAUUUUGUCUCCGAUCGCGGUGGGAAUCCGAAUAAGAUCAAGGAGAGCCAGCGGAAGCGAUUUGCACCAGAAAAUGUGGUCGAUGAAGUGAUUACUCUCUAUGAGGAGGCUCGUCGAGCGCGUUACGAAGUCAUGCAAAUAGGAUCAGAGCUCAAUGCGCUCCAAAAAGAAAUCGGAAAGCGAAAGAAGAAUAAAGAGGAUGCGGGUGUCUUGAUGGAACAGAAGGCCGCUCUGGAAAAACGGAAAAAGGAGGCUGAAGAGCAUGCCUCUGAACAGGAAAGCAGGAGAGAUCGUAAGAUUCGGACAAUUGGGAACUAUGUUCAUGAGUCAGUGCCUGUGAGCAAUAAUGAGGAUGACAAUGUGGUGGUCAGAACGUGGGCCCCGGAAAACGUGGUGGUAGAGAAGCGCAAUUGUCUUUCUCAUCACGAAGUCCUCACCCGCCUUGAUGGGUACGAUUCGGAGCGUGGUGUUAAAAUUGUUGGCCACCGUGGAUAUUGUUUGACAGGCUACGGUCUGUUCCUAAACCUGGCUCUUAUCAACUAUGGUCUUGAAUUUCUUUGGCGGAAAGGGUACAAACCCAACCAGCCGCCUCAAUUCAUGCUCAAAGAGUUGAUGGCGAAGACCGCGCAACUCGAGCAGUUUGAUGAAGAGCUGUACAAGGUGACUGAGAGCGAUGACAAGUCUACCGACAAGUAUCUCAUAGCCACCUCUGAACAACCGCUGUCGGCCCUGCACGACGGAGAAUGGAUCCAGGACAAAGAUCUUCCAAUCAAAUAUGCCGGGUACAGCACAUGCUACCGAAAGGAGGCCGGUGCUCAUGGAAAAGAUGCCUGGGGUAUCUUCCGUGUCCAUCAAUUUGAGAAGGUCGAACAAUUCGUUCUUACCAAGCCUGAAAACUCAUGGCAAGUUUUUGAAGAGAUGAUGGCCACGUCAGAAGAGUUUUAUCAGUCGCUUGGUCUUCCAUAUCAGGUCGUCGCUAUCGUUUCAGGCGCCUUGAACAAUGCCGCGUCGAAGAAAUACGACCUCGAGGCCUGGUUCCCGUUCCAGGGUGAAUACAAGGAAUUAGUUUCUUGUUCCAACUGCACCGACUACCAGGCGCGAGCUCUGGAAAUCCGCUAUGGCACAAAGAAAGCCACUGAUGUCAAGAAAUCCUAUGUCCACGCGCUCAAUGCUACGCUAUGUGCUACAGAGCGUACGCUUUGUUGCAUCCUUGAAAAUUAUCAAACCGAUGAUGGAUUCAAUGUGCCCGAGGCUCUGAGGAAAUAUAUCCCCGGCGCUCCCGAAUUCUUACCGUACACCAAGGAUCUUCCUAAAGACACGACAUCCCAUAAAUCCAAAAGCAGACAGGACAUUAAAACUGCAGCCGGCACCGGGGAAGCUACCAAGAAGCUACAGGACCUUCGGGUCUAA